CUUAUCUAUAUUAUCGCUGCUUCCUCUCUUUCUAUCCCUUCUAUAAACCUUCCCUCCUUCCCUUCCCUUUUUUCAGAUUAAAUCAAAUCAUCUUGAAAUCUUUUGGAGAAAAUCUCAUAGGGCCAGGGCUGCAAAAGAAAAGGGAGAGAUGGUUAAACCGAGUGAUCAAUUUUGGAUUUGUGUUGAGCAGAAGAAUGGUGGUUCUUUCAGGUGUAAAUUCUGUGGAUGUUCAAGAAGCAACCUAUCUAGCUACUUAUGGAGCAAAUAAAAAACUCAAAGCCACGCUAAGUUCAUGCUACGAUGAGGCAAAUAAUACAGCUUUGACUUCUUUGCAAGGGCAAAACAGUGAAGUUGAAAUGCUGGAAGGAGAUCUCGAAAGAGUGCCAAUGGAGGUUCAGGGCAUGGAGCAAGAAGCAGGGGAGCAUAGAGGUUUAUUUCCUGAGGAGACAGGUUAUGACAGGGAACAUGAGAUUGCAGAAACCAUGCAGCCUAUGGAGAGAAGUAUCUCAGUAGAGAGGCUUGAACUUGAUCAUGAUGCAGGAGAGACUAGAAGAGAAGAAACACAAGCAUUCCAUGAGUUGCGCUGGCUGUAUCAUUUCUCUUGUUGAUACCAAAUAAUAAUAAUAAUAAUAAUAAUAAUAAUAAUAAAAUCCUGUUUACAUCUUUUACAUAA
Messenger RNA from Populus nigra (black poplar), 673 nucleotides. RefSeq lists its product as uncharacterized. The record is from RefSeq and is a predicted model, not a curated record. Lineage: Eukaryota; Viridiplantae; Streptophyta; Magnoliopsida; Malpighiales; Salicaceae. Bases 195 to 608 code for a protein of 137 amino acids. The transcript has 3 exons.